Messenger RNA from Penicillium verrucosum, 1908 nucleotides. Its product is annotated as putative phosphoinositide-specific phospholipase C. The record is from RefSeq and is a predicted model, not a curated record. The transcript has 4 exons. Gene Ontology annotation, molecular function: phosphatidylinositol-4,5-bisphosphate phospholipase C activity. Bases 1 to 1908 code for a protein of 635 amino acids. Gene Ontology annotation, biological process: phosphatidylinositol-mediated signaling; lipid metabolic process. NCBI's taxonomy places the organism in Eukaryota, Fungi, Ascomycota, Eurotiomycetes, Eurotiales, Aspergillaceae.
AUGGAGAAAGUCGAAGCUCUCGUGGACCGUGCUAAACACCUCGUACUCCACGAGCCACCCGAGACACCGUCACACACCGUGGACAAAUUCCACCCAUCUUUGGAUGAUCAUAUUCAGAAGAUCUACAAGUCUGUUGAUGCAUAUGCUCCAACUACCAACUACUUCCUCCAAGAAAUACAACAUGACACUGCCGUUACAACUUCUUCCGAGCCAGUUGCCGACGUUUUGGAUUCUUUGGAUGCCUUUCGUGCAUACAUGAAGGAUGCGAACUCGUCUGCGAUGGCACUAGAAGAAGCCCUCGAUCUUUCUGCGCCCAUUUCAGAUUACUUUAUCUCGUCGAGUCACAACACUUAUUUAACGGGCAAUCAGCUGUACGGUGACGCUGCUGCUAGUGCCUAUACAUCUGUCCUCCUCCGCGGCUGCAGGUCCGUCGAGAUUGAUGUCUGGGAUGGAGAAUCGGACACCUCCAACUCAAGCGACAGUGAGAGAGAUAGCGACAGUAGCAGCAGUGAUUCGGAGACGGAAGAGAGGACGAAGGGUGGGGAGAGCCGCCGAGAAAAACCCGCCAAAGAACAGAAACAGUCAUUCUCGUCGAAAUUGGAAGCUAAACUUGGUGGCGUCCUUCGUCGCAAAUCCGUAAAGUCGCCCCAGCGACCAUCGGACGAAGAGACCGCGACGAGCCACAUGCCUGUUCCUGCUGAGCCUCGUGUUCUGCAUGGCCAUACCCUAACCAAGGGAACGACAUUCCGUGAAAUCUGUUAUGCGAUCCGUGACAGUGCAUUUGUUGCCAGUGACCUUCCACUGGUCAUUAGUCUCGAGGUACAUGCGUCUCUUGAGCAGCAACAGACGAUGGUCGACAUCAUGUUGGAGGCGUGGAAAGGACUGCUUGUGGAUGCUCCUCCAGAUGAUGGGAAACUUCCCUCGCUAGCUGAUCUGAAGAAUAAGAUCUUGAUUAAGAGCAAAUGCAUUCCAUUCAAUCCCGAGGACGAGACUCCCGAGGGAGAAGCUCUGACGCCGCAGAACUCCGAUGAUAAGUCCUCGGGGCAGCAGCCGCCGAAGCCAUCAAAGAUUCUUGACGCUCUGGCCAAGCUGGCAGUUUAUACUCGCGCGUAUCACUUCAGCCAUUUUGAUCAACCGGAGGCCAAAGUCCCUCUCCAUGUGUUCUCGCUCUCCGAGAAAGCAGCGCGAGAAGCCCAUGUCAACCAGCGCGACGCCUUGUUCGAGCACAACCGAACAUCUAUGAUGCGUAUCUACCCGUAUGCAUUCCGAGUCACCUCAUCAAACCUUGAUCCAACAUUCUAUUGGCGGCGCGGUGCUCAGCUGGUAGCAUUGAACUGGCAGAACCUUGAUAAGGGCAUGAUGCUCAAUCACGGAAUGUUUGUCGGAACCCACGGCUGGCGACUGAAGCCCUCUGGCUACCGAAGUGAGAAAGUUUCUCCGACAGAUGUUAUCGAGCGCCGCAAUUUGACCCUCUCAAUCGAGAUAUAUGCCGCGCAGGAUCUCUCUCUGCCGCCGGGCGACCACAGCGAGAGGGGAUUCAAACCCUAUGUGAACUGCCAACUGCACGUCGAAGAACCCGAAGACGAUGCAACCCCGGACCAGGACGACGCCAGCUCUGACACGGAGAAGAGCAGCUACAGACGGUGCACGAAGAGUUCUUCGGGUCGGAACGCGGACUUUAAGGGCCAGAAAUUGGAGUUCCCGACCGUGACGGGGAUCAUUGAGGAGCUGAGUUUCCUACGGAUCAAGAUCAAGGACGACGAGAUCGGUCGGGAUCCAUUGGCUGCGUGGGCUUGCAUCCGACUUGACCGGCUGCGGGAAGGCUAUCGGCUGAUUCAUCUCCACGAAUGCGCUGGCGAGAAGAGUGGUGGUUUCUUGCUAGUUAAUAUUGUGAAGCAGGUUACUUAA